This is a messenger RNA of Colletotrichum destructivum, 4153 nucleotides long. RefSeq names its product Putative Zinc finger C2H2-type, transcription factor Grauzone. The record is from RefSeq and is a predicted model, not a curated record. Lineage: Eukaryota; Fungi; Ascomycota; Sordariomycetes; Glomerellales; Glomerellaceae. Gene Ontology annotation, molecular function: DNA-binding transcription factor activity. The transcript has a single exon. The coding region runs from base 1927 to 3768 and encodes 613 amino acids.
CCUCCCCAUCUUCGCCCCUCGACUUCUGCCCUCCUCUUGUCCCCCCUGCAAAUUUCCGGCUUCCGCUUCUCCUUCUCUCGCCGGCCAGCCCAGUCACAUCCCCUCGUCCAAGACAAGAGGCGCAGACUGGCUCAGAUUUCGAAAUUUCCCUACAUAACGACUUUUGGCCUUCGCAUCAUCUUCUAAACUUCUCCUCAUGCUCCCCUGUUGUCACUGGCUAAUCCAAAUCCGGGUGUCAUCUUUGCUUUUGGCCGCUGACGAGAUGCAACCCCCCUUGCGGCUUUCUCCAUGGUACCUAAGGAGCAUCUGAAUCCUCAGUCUUAGUCCUUCGGCCGCGGUUGUUCUUCAGUAGAGCAGACAUGACGGGCAAGUCUGGAGAUUCGAGACACAGACUCUACCCCUCAUGACCAACCACCUACCGAUGAUUCAUUCCUCAACUGAGAGGCAAGUUGUGAGCCUGUCUCCGUUAUUGAAAGCUUUAAGUGUCGCUUUAAAAGUUCUAGGCUUGCCUAACACCUCGAGCGCCAUCAGGGCUAAACAAUGCUUCGUACGUUGGGCGUGCAACUCGUCCAACCCCUCUUUGAACGCACACCCUUCCUGUUUUAAGGUUGCCCAAAUGAAUAUACACUCCUAUACGGGCAGCAGUAAAAUUACGUUUGCAAGCUGCCUCACUAACACCAAACCACAACUGACCGAUAUUCCGAAUGACGACCGUCGGUGACGCUGGCAAUGCGUCCUCAAGUAAAUCCCAAGAUAGCGGCUGUGGCAGUCAAAACAGACAAAUCUCGAUGCUUUGCCGCCGAACCGACAGUAGGCGACAUGCACAAACACAGCACGUGGAUGUAUGGAGACUGACAGGUCUGGGAAUGGUCACUUGGGGCUCUUCGUGAUUUGCUGGCGACGACGAGGCAACUGGAGCGCAAGGCGUCCGCAUCUGCCUGGAGACAACAGAAGGCAUGUCUGAGCCAGCUUACCUAGGAGAGACAAAAACCCAACACCUACUCGUCCCGUCGGCUACGGAGUCGGAAAGGCAGACAGACCAAGGCACAGCCCUGGCGGCUCCUUUCGCCCACUACCGUCAUCUUCCACCUUCCGCCAGUGGGCAAGAUGGUGUGGCCCGCGUACCAUCAGCCAAAGAAACAACAGCACACAACGCAUUUGUAUAAUUUUAUACAGAUGCUCCUGCAGCCACCAGACGCUAGGUAUUGAUUGUGGACCAGCCCACACCAUACAUAUUCCCUGCCGCAGUCUCGGACUUCAGGGGUGUACAUAUAUGCCUCCGCAGCGUCUGAUGAGGAUGGCCCUCCACUGCACAUCCUUGCUUCUUCUUUCACACCUGUUCAUUGUGCCCUCCUACCUAUAGCCGGCUUCUUGUCUCCGCCAUGCGGCUCUGCGUGGAGAUACGUAUCUUCGUUGAUGGGGUUUUGUCCCUUCCCCCAGAGCUCUUUGCUCUAGGAGAGCCUAGCCAGCUGCCCUGGCGCAUUUGCUGUGCCACUAGUCACCCGAGUUACCCCGUGAACUUAUAUACACCUAGCAUCGCCAUGUUGCUAGGUCUUCGAUGUCGGUAUUUUGUGUCUCGAUGGCCACAACAGACACCAAGACAGCAGUUCCUUGUUAAUUGAAAACUUGAGCAUUUGUUUUCUUUUACCACUCUGUUCUCACAUCAACCUUCUCCUUGAUUCUUUGCAACCUUCCGAUUGUCUUCAAAGGCAACAGUCUUGUGUGGUCUUAGCUUGGACAUCUCAUUCGUCAGACUGGGUGUUCAACUUAUACCGACGCUGCUGUUCUUUCGUCUAGUUACCUGCCUGCUACCCAGGGCUCAACCAUCAGGAAGAACCUCCUGCCACUAUUUGGCUCCAGGCUUGCUCGAGAGACAAUCGCUUCCUUGACGGGUCGACUUCCACAGCAGGGGGGGAAUCCCACAAGAUGGCCUACUUCUACGAACAUGUCCAAGGAGGACAUCUUCCUGACGAGCAGCUAUACUACGGGCAUCAAAACUUCAGCCAGAUGCCCAUGUCUUUCCUUGAGUCUUCGUCGUCUUCGGACUCCUCCACACCGGUCGACCCGAGUUUUGCAUCCUACCCCCCUGAGCCGCAAUACCAGACGCCAUGGCCGGUGAACCAGACUCAUCAGAUUCAACAAUACAUGGAAGGUCCACGAACUGCCUUUUUUGUCCCUGAAUAUGCCCAGGUAUUCCACAACAUAGCCCGUCCGACUCAGGAAUCAACCACACUACCUCCAGCUUCGCAGCGAAGACAUGGUUCCCCCUGCUCUCAACAGACGCUGUCCAGCAGCGACUCCAACAGCCCGCCGACGGAAAGCGAUGUUCUACCCGCAACCCCUCCAGACUGUUCUGCCACUUCCCCUUUCAUGCAACACAAGCAAUACACCGGUGACUGGGAGACCCAGCAGUAUCGGUCUCAUACGCUGCUUGGCCUUGGCAAACAGGGUACCGUUUUCGUCAAUCCCCACGAGGUCAAUAUUUCUCAAGCCAUAUUCGAAGAAGAGGCCAUGCCGACCCCUUUCGAUCACAGCCGUACCUUCAGUUUCUGUUGUUCAGACUCUGAUGAGUCGAGCAUUCCCCAGCAGUCAGCUUUCUCGUCUCGUGAAAUGACACCGGAAGCUCUCGAACCCAUCGUCAAGAAAGAGCUUCCCACGGCUGAGCCAUCUUACCAACAAAGCUACCCCGAACCUGAACUGAGUGAGCAAGACUCCCUUAAAUCGACAACCAAGAUCGAGCCCCUCAUCUCAUUCGACGACACAAAGGACUCGGAUUACAGGCCCGAGCACCAUACACGAAAGCGCUCCCGUAAUACGCAUGCCAGACAGAUAUAUAGCCCUGGCUCAACACAGGAAAGAAAGAGACCGAGGGUCAAUAGCGAUACCGGUGGUCUUGCCCCAAGUCGGCUCAACGCGCCUAUCCAUUCUGCGCGGAACCCCAAAAUUGUUUGUACAGAGUGCAAAACUCCCUUUUCCGAUGAGAGCACCUACCAGAAGCACAUGAAGCAACAUCACACCCGUCCCUUCGCAUGCAUUUUCAAUUACGCCGGCUGCCCAUCCACAUUUGCCAGCAAGAAUGAAUGGAAGCGUCACGUAAGCUCUCAGCACCUGGCACUCCAAUACUGGCUCUGUGUCCAAGAUGGCUGCUCAAAGACCACCAACCCUCCGACUAACCGGCGUUUCUCCUCCUCUUCUUCCUGCUCCGUCUCGCCAACACCGCCUGCCUUGCCAAACGGCGCCAUAUUCAAUCGCAAAGACCUCUACACCCAACAUGUCCGCCGCAUGCACGUUCCCCCUCAUGUCAGGAAAGCCCAGAAGCUGAAGAAGCCCACCCCUGAAUGGGACGAUCACCUUAAGGACCUCCAAGCAGAAGCAGAACAGACACGCUGCGACCUACCUCAGUACAUGCGCUGCCCUGCCGGUGACUGUGGCCAUGAGUUCAACGGCCCGCAAGCCUGGGACGAGCGCAUGGAGCACGUCGCACGCCACCUCGAGCGCGCAGCUGACGGCAAGGAGCCCACGGUUCACUUCGGCGGCGAGACCGACCCAACGCUCACCCAGUGGGCGUCGAGUCCUGGUGUCUACGUCGUACGGCAGACCGAUACCCCCGGCAAUUGGGAGCUCAUAAACCCACUUAAAGGGGAGAUUGGGCCUUCCUCGGGCAAUGGAAAAGGGGGCAACAGCGGCGGUAAAGCAUUCUCUUCCCUCAAGGAGAUUGUCGUCGCCGCCUGCUCCGACGAAGACGCUGAGGGCGAGGAAGAGGAGUGAUCAACUCCAUCACAUAGUCUCUUCCGCCAACACUUUUCGACAUCCAUACGUUGGCUUUUCUACAGAUGCCCAAUUGGCGUGUCAGGCGCUUGGUGAUUCGGAUUGUGCAUUUGACCUCACCGUAUUAGAUACCUCUUUUUUAUUUGCUUCUUUCUUUUAUCGUUCUUUUGUCGUUCUAUCAGCACCAUGGAAUUAUGUGCGGGAGGGAGCUUGGAUUUGCCUGUCUUGGCACAAUGUUUCGAGGGAAGUAAAGGGGACAUUUAUAAUGCAUAUGAAAGGGAUAGAAUCGGCUUACAUGGACAAACAUGUGGAGAAACCUGAAGGAUAGUUACGACUUGUUCUGCCAUGAUAGCACCAGAUAUUUGAUACCAAUUUGUUACUCCCG